AUGGAAUUCAUUAUUACUGCUUUACUCUUUCUUCUCGGGGUCUCUGUUUUGUUUAACCUUCUACGGCAUCAUUCAAAAUCGAGAAGCAAAUCCAAGUCCACCAACCUCCCACCAGGUCCCAAAUCAAUUCCCAUAAUUGGUAAUCUCUUGCUACUCGGUCAAAAUCCCCAUAGAUCUUUAGCCAAGCUUGCUAAAACUCAUGGUCCUAUCAUGACUCUCAAACUAGGCCAACUAACCACAAUCCUUGUUUCCUCACCAGCCAUGGCCAAACAUGUUAUACACAAGAAUGAUGUUGUCUUCUCCAAUAGAACCAUCCCAGAUGCAAUCAGAGCUCACCAACAUGAUCAAUUUAGUCUCGUAUGGCUUCCCCUUUCAAAACCAUGGAGCACCCGUCGAAAAAUAUGCAACUCAUAUAUGUUCUCAGUUCAGAAACUUGAUGCAAAUAGGGAUCUCAGGCGCAAGAAAGUUGACCAACUGCUUGCUGAUGUCCGAAAAUGUUGCCUUGCUGGUCAGGCCAUAGAUAUAGGCCAAGCUGCUUUCACGACCAUGCUUAAUUUGAUGUCUAAUACCUUUUUCUCUCUCGACUUGGCUGACCCAAGUGGGGAUACAGCAAGAGAGUUCAAAGAGAUUGUAGGAUGUAUCAUGGAAGGAAUAGGAAAAACCAACUUGGCAGAUUUUUUUCCUGUGCUCAGGAAAUUUGAUAUACAGGGUAUAAGGAGACGCACUGUGAUUAAUUUUGGAAAGUUCUUUGAGCUUUCGGAUAGGAUGAUCAUUCAACGACUGGAGUCGAGGAAGAAGACUGGAAUUUCAACAGAUGACUUCUUGGAUUCUCUUCUCUCCGUUGCGGAAAAUAGCGAUGAAGGGUUUGAUAGAAAUGACAUCAAACAUUUACUACUGGAUCUACUUUUGGCGGGGACUGAUACAACUUCAAACACCAUAGAGUGGGCGAUGGCAGAGCUGCUCAAGAACCCAGAAACUUUAACAAGAGCACGAGUGGAACUCCAGGAAAAACUAGGAAAAGGGAAGGUGGUUGAGGAAUCAGACAUUAGUGGGUUGACCUACUUACAAGCCAUUGUUAAAGAGACCUUUCGGCUGCACCCAAUAGUUCCUUUCUUGCAUCGCAAAGCAGGUGAAGAAGUAGAGAUUUGCGGGUUUACAGUUCCAAAAGAUGCACAGGUGCUAGUUAACAUAUGGGCUGUGGAAAGAGAUGAAAGCGUGUGGGAGAAUCCUAACAGUUUCCAGCCAGAGAGAUUCAUGGAGAAGGACGUUGAUAUUCGAGGCAAGGAUUCUGAGCUGAUUCCUUUCGGGGGAGGAAGACGAAUAUGUCCUGGUUUACCAUUGGCAACGAAGAUGCUGCAUCUUAUGCUGGCUUCUCUUCUUCACUCCUUUGACUGGAAACUUGAAGAAGGAUUGACGCCACUUGGCACGGACAUGGAAGAAAAGUUUGGACUCACUUUGCACAAAGCUCAACCCUUGCUUGCCAUUCCACAGUUAUUAUAA
Carica papaya (papaya) is the source of this 1500-nucleotide messenger RNA. RefSeq names its product geraniol 8-hydroxylase-like. NCBI's taxonomy places the organism in Eukaryota, Viridiplantae, Streptophyta, Magnoliopsida, Brassicales, Caricaceae. Gene Ontology annotation, molecular function: heme binding; monooxygenase activity; iron ion binding. The record is from RefSeq and is a predicted model, not a curated record.